AUGGCGUCUGUGCUCUCCAACGGGGGGGAUCUGCCUUCGAAGCCGGCAUCAGCUGGCCGCCAUGCCGGUGUCUACAGUGAAGUUCAGACCAGCCGGCUCGAUCACAGACUACUCCUCCCUUCUGUCCUCAAGGGAGCCGCAUUCAAGGUCGUCGAUGGUCCUGGAAGCUCCGCUGCUGGAAACCCUGGUUGGUUCACUGCGCGUGUACUUUUUCUUCUUGUCUUGCAUGCUGUGCCCUGCGGGGUCGGUUGUGUGAACUGUGUUUUGUGGCGCAGAUGAGAUCGCCAAGCUUUUCCCGAAUCUCUUCGGGCAGCCAUCUUCCAUGCUAGUGCCCGCGGACGUGUCGCCUUUUGAGACGGAUCGUAAGCUCAAAGUUGGGGUUGUGCUCUCCGGAGGUCAGGCCCCCGGUGGACACAAUGUCAUUUGUGGCAUCUACGGUACAUCUCUCUCUCUCUCUCUCUCUCUCUCUCUCUCUCUCUCUCGCUGUAUAUUUAUAUAUAUAUCCGCAUUUGGAUAUCUUUGUUUUAUUAUAGUGUGUGUGGGUAUGUCCUGUUAUUUCGUCAUUCCGGAUGGAUGUUCGAUCGCUUUGUCUUUCUGAAAAGGCAAUAUAAUUAAAUCAUUAAACACUCUGUGUUCGAUUCCCAGAUUACUUACAGGAGAAGGCAAAGGGGAGCACUGUGUAUGGAUUUAAGGGUGGUCCAGCAGGGAUCAUGAGGUGCAAGUACGUGGCGCUGACUACGGACUUUAUAUACCCAUACAGGAAUCAGGUCAGCAAGUGAUACCCGCGUGUUAUGAAUUACUUUUUUUCUUGCUCCCUACGUAGAGAAGGCAUGUUCUUGUAUUUGAUAACCCGAUUAAUUCAUUUGCUUUUUAGGUUUAAAUGAAGCUCUCAUAAACUGCAGAAAAACGUUUUUUUUUCUACUCUGAACUAAAAAGGAGCAUUAUUUAUUUUUGGGAUGUAAAAUUUGUGAUAAGGAAAGACUUUAACUUGUUUUUUGGCUCUCCCAAAGGUUUCGUAAUAUUCUUAGUCCUGUGGACUCGGAAGGUUUGGCCGAGGUUUUUUAAUGAUAGCUAAUUUCUAUGAGCAAAUUAUGAUCUUUGAACUGUUAAAAGCCAUCCAGCUGCAACAGCUUUUCACUGUUUGCGUAAAUCCAGGUGUCAUAGGCCGUUACUGAUGAAAAUAAAUUGAAAAGUGAGAUUUUCCUAGCCAUCUUUGGUUAUUUAGCUUUAAAGUCAGCGUGGGCAUCUGGAAUGUGACCAGAUGUUAAAAUAACACCAACAAAGAUUUUGAUUGGUCCUCUUUGCCUUUGACAAACAUAACAACUUGGUUUUUGCAAUAACUGUAGUUUUUAAAAAUUUCUUUUAUCAUACAUUUUCCUCAUUUUGUUGUUGACUUGUUGCUCAGUGCAUUAGUAAUUAUUCAUGUAGACUAAUUAAUCUUGUUUAGUUCUUGUAACUUCAUAAUCAUAUAAGGGUCUUCCUUAAUCAAUCAUCGAUGACUUAUGUAAUGUUUAUUCAAUGUGAUAAUCCCUUAUGAUUGAGCUUUGUUGUUGACUUGAAAACAGGGAGGAUUCGACAUGAUACGCAGUGGAAGGGACAAGAUUGAAACCCCAGAGCAGGUGAGUUCUUAUAUUCAGUCAGUAAUGGCCCAUUUUGAUGUAUGUUGAAAUCAUUUUAUAUGUUUUUUAAGUGAUAUCUACAUGUGGUUUUCAUUUAUUCAGUUUAAGCAAGCUGAAGACACAGUCACAAAACUUGAUCUGGAUGGUCUUGUGGUUAUUGGUGGUGAUGACUCAAAUACUAAUGCCUGUCUCCUCGCUGAAAAUUUUAGGUUUGUUGGCAGCCUGCAUUUGUUCCCAGUGAAGCUGCAUUCUACUUGGAUUGAUCUUCUUUAUCUAUGAUACAAAUUUUAAGGUUUUUCAUAAAUGUUUGACACGGUUUUUGUUCCAUUCUUCAUCCCGUAGUUCUUUUAUUUUUCUGAACAUAAAGUUGAUGAGGUGAAUUCUCGCAACAUACUUGGGAAACUGACGAAGUCCUAUUUCUGGAUAAUUCAAUUGAUCUAUGUAGGCGAAAGAAUAUGAAGACCAAGGUCAUUGGAUGCCCGAAGACAAUUGAUGGCGAUCUUAAAUGCAAGGAAGUUCCAAUUAGUUUUGGAUUUGAUACGGCAUGCAAGGUCGGUCCAAGUUUAAGGUUGAUUUUUUUCUCUUUUAGUUUUUCUUUUCUGAAGGAUACCAUUUCUGGGGCUUGUCCUUUGAUCUUGGGCUGGUCUGUUGUUUUCUUGUUAGCAUGGUCUUUGAUUAGUAUCUUCUAUGGAAUAUUUUUUAAAAAUUAUGGAUAACAGAAAUUUAUUAUCAUGAAGGCUAAACUUCUUCCAGUGUCAGUUCUAGCCACUGUAGUAUAUUGGUAACUUUCAGCUCUCCAUGGUAGAAAAAUGUGACUACUUUUAAGAUAGGUAGAAUGUGAGCCUUCCAGUUUUUUUCUCUCUUUGUGGUAGAAAGCUGAUUCCUAAUCUGAUGACCACAUGGGUAUCAUCAGGACAUUGGAAAGAUGCAAUAACUAGAGAAGAAAACUUAAUUUUGUAUCCACCUCUGAAAAUUAAUAUGCUGCUGAAUGUUGAUUAUUCUGUAAUUUAUAUGUUUCGUAUUCAGCCCAGAUAAAUAUUUCUUAAUUUUUGAGGAAAAAAAAUACAAGUAUCACUCACUCUUGAAUGCCAAUAAACUGUUUAACGAGAAUCUCCUUUGAAGGUAAGGCAUGAUCUUCUUUAUGACUUGUACAUGGUCAUCUCAUUUUCUGUCGAUCUUAUGCGCGAUUGAUUGGAUCAGAUGCCUAUUUAAUGCCAUAUGAUGUAAGGUGACUUAAUCAGACCUUGUAGAGAGAAUUGAAACGAUAAUUAUUGGAAAAUAUCUCAUACAGCUGGGGAGAGCAUUUUUUCGACUUGGAAAACAUAACCGAAUUUAUUCAUCUAUGGACAUGGAAAACUUCAUCUCCAUGUAGCAGUUUUUUACCUUGAGGGAAAACAUGCUAAAUAACUAAAUAUCAAUAGAAUUUAUGCAAAGAUUUUGAUUUGGUAGAAAACUCAUUGACAGUGACAACGAAUUUCUCAUGCUUAUAGUUUGUCCAUGCCCCAUCUUGAGACCCUUUGCCACAAAGUUUAGUUUCUUAGAAAACCUUGUUCAAAUCACCGAACUUUAUGGUAUGAUGAAUUCACCUCCCGUAUGAUCGUCAAUGCCAAUUGCUGCCUGUCUUAGAGUAAUGCCAGCCUGUGAAAAGAAUUUUGAUAUGAUUAAUAUCUGAUCUGACUGUGCAUUUGACUUAGAACAUGUAUUUAUCUUCAACUAUAUGGAAAUGCUGUGUAUUGUCGAUUUAACUUUUAACUAAGUUCCGAAUGGGUUCAAUAUGUGUUAUCUAUGCCAGUUAGAUAUAUGCAAGCCGGUUAACACUGACAUAAAGUUAAUUGAUGUAGCUAUAUGUAUUAUUUUAGAUGUCAAGGUGAGUCCCUGCUGGUGCUUGUUAAACCCUGCAUAGCAGGGCACCUGAAAUCCACUCAACAGUUUCAGCUUGUUUUGCAUUCGAAUUUAUACUUCUUGAAGCAUGUUUGAACCAUGGACAGAAUUGAGAUAAAAAAUAUCUUAGCUUGUUUCGCAUGGUAUUGCAAUUAUGUUAUUCUGUGGAAUUUAUAAGCAUAAUUCCUAAAGGUAUCCACGUGAUAGGAACAUUGUAAAGGACGUUCUAUUGAUGUUCAUAGCAAUAAAUGGCUAUUUGUGGUUGUAACUGUUAGUUGUCGUUCUUAUUCCUUUGUUUUCGUUUGCAGAUAUAUUCAGAAAUGAUUGGUAACGUCAUGAUUGAUGCCCGAUCAACUGGAAAAUAUUAUCAUUGUAAGUAUACUAUCCUAAAGAGUGACUUGUGCUUUCAUAAAAAGACCUGGAUAUUUCAUGCAACAAAACUAAGUAUUAUUAUUAUUAUUACUAUCAAUUAAAAUAUCUGAUUCAUUCAAUUUCGUCAAUUCCUGCGAAGAGAUUUUAAAAAAACUUCCUUACAACUUGUAAUAGGUGGUACAUUCUACAAAGAAAAUUUCAAUAUACUCUUUAAAUAAAACGAAACUAGGUUCUGUUCUAGUAAGUUCAGUGUAAGAGAGUAAAAUUGGUCAUUACGUUUUAUGUUUUAAGUUAUAUCAGUGUAGAUGAAAAUGCUUCACCAAAGGAAAGGCCAGAUUAAGUAAAAUCCUUGUGUGAAUUGUGUUCUCUAACCUUGUUUACUUACAUAAUUUUGGUAUGCUAGUGUGAGUAAAAAGAAAAUAUUACCUUCUGAACUCAUUCUUUGGCAUUUUGCAGCUGCCCCUUAAUUUUCCAAUAAGGGGCAAUUCCGUGAUUAUUUAUUCCUGUUUUCCCAUUGUUAAACUUCAUAAUUUUUAGAUUUAAAUAGAAUGGGUUUUGAUAAUGUUUGAGUUUAUUCAACAUAGUGAUAGCUAAUAUGUGGGCAGUAUUUUUUGAAUGUAAAAUGGACCAUGCCACCAUGACAUGACUUCUCCUAGUCCAAUUCUUUGCUAGCCCUCCAGCCCUCUCUCAUCCUACUGAUAAAAUAUCAGUCCAUAAAACUGGGUUCUAUAAUCAUUAGAUCCUAUAAUUACAAAAAGUUUGGAAAAAAAAUUCGGCUCUGUGACCGGAAUCAUAUCAUUUGACAUAUUUGAUGUAGUGAACUAUUGUCUCCAGACUCAACCUGAUCCAACACUUAUAUACUCAGUUUGGGCGGGGCCUAGGUCUUGGAAAGGAGGCCUUUGUCUUGGUCAGGUUGGAGCUGGCGGGUCAUGGUUUCUGGGUCCAUAAUUAACAAUAGAAUUGGUCUAGUUAUUUAACCAUCACGUUAGAUGUCAUGUAAUUUUUUAAGGAAACAAAGGGAUGGUUACAUAAAAUACUGUGGAAUAAUUUCUCUCCUUUUAAAAGUUAAUGCUUUCACGUGGUGCAAACACUUGAUAGAUUUAGAACAUUUCAUAUCACCGGAUUAGUGUCAAUAAAAGUUGAAUGAAAGGUAUAUGUUAAGAAACAAGACAUAGAGGAGAAUUUCCUUUGUCACGAAGGACAGAGGGGAGGAACAGCGGAAACCACCUCAACCCAUUCGUUCACCUUUAACGUCCCCUAAAUAGGGACGAACCCUGGAUACACUUUCUCAAAAUACCCUCAGUCUUUUAUAGUAUUCCCCUUUAACAGUAUAUAUUGAAAUUGAAUUACAAGACAACCGCAACAUAAACAUGUACCAUAGAAGUUGAAGGAGUUUCUUAGGUCCGCUUGCAUGAGCAUUGUCAUUGGAUCUAUUGUUGCCCAGUGAGACUAUGCAGAUUUCUCAUGGCUCAUGGUUUUUCUGUGCUUAAUUUAAGGCUCGUGAAAACCCAUGCUACUUACUACGGUAAUAAAACUUGAAGUUUAUAAGGCUCCUCAUUAUAUCUUUUCGAAAUGCAUGCCCAUGUGGGUCUAUUUUUGUCACCUCACAAACGAAUGCAUGUGUCUAGAGUAGUAUUUUGAUAUAGGUUGCCUUGAUGUUCAUUAAUGCUAGUAUGCAAACCAAGGUCAGAGCAGGAUCAGCAACCUUAAUCCUCUGUGAUUAUGCUCAGUAUGUUGCUUCCAUCUACAAUUCAUGUUGAUUAUCCCUACCUUUUUCUUUUUAUACUUUUUCAUUAAUUGUUUGCCUGUAAUCUUUUUUAUCAAUUUUUUGAAGUUCAUGUUUUUUGUGUUUAAACAAAUGGUUCUUCCUUUAAAUGUACAAUCUUUUACUCCGUACUUCGUUGGUGACCUACUAUGUACUCUACGUUGUCAUAUAUUGGUUUUCUUUAUCGUUUUGGUCAUAUUUCUAAUUCAUUUAAUGCAAAUGCCUCAUGGGAUUCAUUUAAUGCAGUUGUGAGGCUUAUGGGACGUGCUGCUUCUCACAUUACCUUGGAAUGUGCUUUGCAAACUCAUCCCAACAUUACCUUGAUUGGAGAAGAGGUACUUUUACCUGUCUUCAUCAAGAACGCAAAAAACUUAUUGCUAAGGGAAUCCCUGAUUUUUGAGAUUAAAACCACCUUUGACGGUUGGAGCCUUUUUGUUCAUUUUCCAAAAUGUUCUCUUGAUCUAAUCUUGGGAAUAAUGGAAAGAUCAAGGAUUCCACAGUUCCUUUUACUUACUUUUUUGUUUACAUAUUUCUUGAUUUACAGUAGGGAGUUUGACUAUGUUUUGUUAAUUUCUGCUCAAAGGUUGCCCCAUGUUACGAAAAUCUUUUCUAUUGCACAAAAUUAGUGCAUAUGAACCAGCUUGUUGACCAUUAGUGCUUACUUGUGAAGCUCUAUCAGGCGCUUCAUCUCUAUCUUUUGCUAUAAUAUUUGUUGACAAUUUUUCACAAUGUGCUUCUUCUUUCAGCUUGUAAAAAAAAAUAUUUCGUUGCGAAAAUGUCAUUUGCAACUUUAUAGAUUCCUCAUAGUCCUGGCACAUAAAAUACUAGUUGACGGACGGACCUCUUCAUGUCUAUGGGUCUGAAUUCUGGAGGUGAGCUUAUCCUUCUGUUAGUUAAAAGACGAGGUAAAGCAUGUAAUCAUCCAAUAUGUGAGCUUUCACUCAUUUUCUAUGGUUCACAACGGUCACUAAUGUCUCUUAUUUCUCCACGACUUUGCAUUGGGAAGAACAUCCUUCAUUGAUGCCCAGUUUGGUAAUAUUAUGGUGGUGUUCAAUUUUUCUAUUAUGGUUUGUGAGAAGGCAGUGAAAGUAAGUGACAUACACGAUUUUAUGGCACCCAAAGAGGGGAGGAAGAGAUGCUGAAAACCCAGUGUCUCAUCAUUGCAUGUUGCCUUAUUUCUUUGGUGUCCAUGUGAUGUUUUGAAGGUUUUGAUUCUUUGAAAUUUGUGGUUGCUAUUUGAUGUUCUCUAUUGUCCAUAUUCAUGAACUCACAAAUUCUGGGGUGCCGUUUAAAUUUGAAUGGGGGUCUUCAGACUGGUGUCCUGAAAAUUAUAUAUUUUUGCUCCAACAUGUUUGGACAGAAUAUUAUCUGAUUUUAUCCUGUGUAUUAUUUAUAGGUGGCGGCUAAGAAGCAAACUCUGAAAAAUGUUACCGACUACAUCACCGACAUCAUCUGCAAGCGCUCAGAGCGUGGAUACAACUAUGGUGUUAUACUCAUCCCGGAAGGUCUAAUUGAUUUCAUCCCCGAGGUUAGGCAUCAGGCUCUUGAGAGGAUCUUACAGCAAAGUAGUCUCUCUGGAUAGUUUUUUCUUCAUAGUUGUUGGAUCGACUGUUGAAUCGUACCAUACCCAUGAGCAGUUGUUUCAUCAUGUUCGAUUGUGCUAGGAAUUCUCUAAAUAUUCAUUCACGCCAAUGGCCGCAUGCACUGUUACUCAUAGGGAUCCUAUGCUGUUAUUAGGCUUUGCCUAAAGUUUGGCAUAAGAAUGUUGGAUGAUGCUUCGCGGCUGAUUAUCGGUUGUUGUUGGAGUUUUGUCACCAACUUGUAUCAAUUUGGUUGGUCCCAUUCUAGAUGGAAGAUGCAUCGACCCCAGGAACUUGACUAGCAUCUUGUUAGAUAAUUAGAGAUAUUUUCUCAGGGAUCAUAGAUUUCUUGUGAUGCAUCCACCGAAUUCACUCUUCUCCUCCAUAUUAUAGACCUUCGAUCAGUUUAUUGGGUUUGUGUACGUCUUGUCUUCUGACUGCCCAGCAUUAUUGCCUCAUGUUCAUCUCAAAUCGUAAAUCAUGAGAAAUGCAUUGGCCUAGUUUGUCAUCGUGCAGAAAUCUACUGUUCUUCCGCUAAGAAAUCUUUCUGCUUGCCAUCAAGGGUCAAUUGUGUGUACUGCACUCCAGUCUUCUGAAUUCAAGAACCCUAGGGAUCCUGGUGAUCUACACUACUGAAACAGAAACUGGGAAUCGAAGGGCUUUUGUAAUUAAUAGAUCUUCGUCACUGUGUGAUUGAUUUGCAGGUCCAACAGCUCAUUUCCGAGCUCAAUGAAAUUCUUGCCCAUGAUGUUGUUGAUGAAGGUGGGCUGUGGAAGCAGAAACUCCAGAGCCAGUCACAGCUGCUCUUCGAGCUUCUGCCUCAAGCGAUCCAGGAGCAGCUGCUUCUAGAGAGGGACCCUCAUGGGAAUGUGCAGGCGAGUUUCUGGUCUCGCGGCAGUUAAUGAAGAUGAAAGCUUUUCUUCUGAUCCACUGAAGCUCUGCUUCAUCUCCCUCAUGCUUUCAGGUGGCGAAGAUCGAAACCGAGAAGAUGCUGAUCCAGAUGGUUGAAGCAGAGCUGGAGAAGAGGACAUCAGCGGGAACAUACAAAGGGCAUUUCAAGGGGCAGUCUCACUUUUUCGGGUACUCUUUCCUUCCUGUGAAUCACGUAUUUUAGAGAGGGAGAGAGAGAGAGAGAGACGCCCUUUUCUCUGAUAAACCGCUUUCUCUAGAGAGAGAAACAUCCGUUUAGGGGAUUCCUCACCCAGAUUCCUCAAUGCAGCUACGAGGGGAGAUGCGGUUUGCCCACAAAUUUCGACGCCACCUACUGCUACUCGUUGGGAUUUGCGGCCGGAGCCCUCCUUCAUGCUGGCAAGACCGGCCUUAUCUCUUCAGUGCGUGCCUCAGAAUCUAAGCGGCCUUUAUCUGCUUGGUCAUUCCAGUUCUAUAAUUUCAUGGCUUUUCAUUAAUCUCUGGGAAUCAUCAGCAGCAGAUGUCAGCUCUUUGCUUUCUGACUUAUAGAGCUUAGAUUCCAAGUCCCAGAUUUUCUUAAGGUCUUGAUCGAUUUAAUGCACUGAUAUCUAUGGUUCCUGCAUCCUCCCCCCCCCCUGUAGGUUGCUAAUUUGGCUGCUCCGGUUGAAGAAUGGACUGUCGGCGGAACUGCACUCACGGCUAUGAUGGACGUUGAGAGACGGCACGGUAUGAUCUCUCUCUCUCUCUCUCUCUCUCUCUCGCUCUCUCCCUCCUGAAAACAUGAAAUCUCCGUUCCAGGGAAGUUCAAGCCUGUGAUCAAGAAGGCGAUGGUGGAGCUUGACGGUACAUCCGUUCCCACAGCUUUAUACUUCCAUAUUUCAUACAUAUUGUUGGUGAUGAUGAUUAUGAUGUGGGAUGCCUCUCUCUCUCUCUCUCUCUCUCUCUCUCUCUCUCUCUCUCUACACGGCUUGAAAACUUCAGGUGCCCCGUUUAGCAAGUUUGCAGCUUUGAGGGACGAGUGGGCGCUGAACAACCGCUACAUCAGCCCAGGCCCCAUCCAAUUUAUCGGCCCCUCCUCCUACGCCGCCAACCACACUCUUCUUCUGGAGCUCGGAGCCUGCGCCUAG
Molecule: messenger RNA, 9253 nt
Organism: Spirodela intermedia
Lineage: Eukaryota; Viridiplantae; Streptophyta; Magnoliopsida; Alismatales; Araceae
Source: the annotation of a GenBank genome assembly